AAGCACCCAAAAUUUCACGGAUACAAGCAAACUAAAUAAAUAAAUAAAUAAACAAACCCCUAUAAAAAACCCCAAAUCUAUUAAAUCAAAGGUACAUAUCAAUCGAAAAAAUGAACAAGCUAAGCAGUAGUACUCCCAUUUUGCUAGCUCUGGUUCUCUGCAUUAGCCUAACCUCUGUUACCAACGCGCAACAAUGCGGAAGGCAAAGGGGCGGAGCAUUAUGUGGUGGCAACUUGUGUUGCAGUCAAUUCGGGUGGUGUGGAUCGACGCCCGAAUAUUGUUCACCUAGCCAAGGUUGCCAGAGCCAAUGCAGAGGUGGACCAACUCCAACUCCGACUCCAGGUGGUGGUGCACAAGUUCGAGCAACGUAUCAUAUAUAUAACCCGCAGAAUGUUGGGUGGGAUUUGAAUGCUGUUAGCGCUUACUGUUCAACUUGGGAUGCUAAUAAGCCUUACUCAUGGCGGAGUAAGUAUGGCUGGACUGCUUUUUGUGGUCCUGUUGGACCACGUGGUAGAGACUCCUGCGGAAAGUGCUUAAGGGUGACAAAUACACGUACAGGAGCUCAAACAACGGUCAGAAUCGUGGAUCAAUGCAGCAAUGGCGGACUAGAUUUGGACAUUAACGUUUUUCGACAAAUCGAUACAGAUGGAGUGGGAAAUCAACAAGGACACCUUAUUGUGAACUACCAAUUUGUUAAUUGCGGUGACAAUGUGAAUGUUCCUCUGCUAUCUGUUGUUGACAGAGAAUGAGAAACAACUACAUAUACGGCUCUGUUUGUUCUGAUGAUUGUAUUAUUAGGUAUAAAAGUCGUCUUUAUUUGAUGAUUUUAAUAAGAAUAAAAGAAAAAAAUGAAAAAGAAAAUUUCAUAUGAUCUUUUGAUCAUGAAUGUCUUCAUUUAAGAAAAAAUGAGUUGAAGUGUGUAUUGUAUUUCUGAUCAUUUUGUACUCAACUAUUAUGAAUUUUAAAAAAAAAAUUCGAACAACUCUUGUUUGGAAAAU
Messenger RNA from Solanum lycopersicum (tomato), 998 nucleotides. RefSeq names its product wound-induced protein WIN1-like. Gene Ontology annotation, molecular function: RNA nuclease activity; chitin binding. The record is from RefSeq and is marked validated. NCBI's taxonomy places the organism in Eukaryota, Viridiplantae, Streptophyta, Magnoliopsida, Solanales, Solanaceae. Gene Ontology annotation, biological process: defense response to bacterium; defense response to fungus.